AUGUCUGACGAUAUCAAGAAGUUCCUCCACAAGCUCAGUGGCCAGCCCGCCUCGUACUCCCGCAAGCAGCACUACACCUUCGGCAAAACAUUGGGCGCUGGUUCGUUCGGAAUCGUCCGGUACGCCCGCGACAACAUCAGCAACGAGGAGGUGGCAGUCAAAAUCAUCUUGAAGAAGGCACUCAAGGGCAAUGAGGCCAUGAUCAUCGACGAGCUCGAGCUCUUGAAGGAGUUGCACCACGCACACAUCGUGGGAUUCCGCGACUGGUUCGAGUCCAAGGACAAGUUCUACAUCGUCACCCAGUUGGCCACAGGAGGCGAGUUGUUUGACAGGAUCGUCCAGCAGGGACGCUUCACCGAGCACGACGCGUCGUUGGUGGUGAUGCAGAUGCUCGAUGCCAUCCAGUACCUCCACAGUAAGGACAUCGUGCACCGAGACUUGAAGCCGGAAAACAUCCUUUACCUCAACCAGGACGCGGACUCCAACGUGGUUUUGGCGGACUUUGGCAUUGCCAAACGGUUGCAGAGUCCCAACGAGAAGUUGACGUCGUCCGCUGGCUCGUUUGGCUACGCUGCUCCUGAAGUUAUCAUUGGAACAGGCCACGGAAAGCCGUGUGACAUCUGGUCCUUGGGAGUCAUCACCUACACUUUGCUCUGUGGCUACUCGCCGUUCCGGUCAGAAAACGUCCAGGACUUCGUCAACGAGGUCAAACACAACAAUGCUGUGAUUUUCCAUGCCGACUACUGGAAAGACGUAUCCAAGGACGCCAGGAGAUUUAUUAUCAAGGCGUUGCAGUUCAACCCUGACCACCGUCCCACGGCAGCCGAGCUCCUCGAGGACGCCUGGCUCCUCAAGAUCGCCCCAGAACACAAGCACACCGAUUUGUUGCCCAACCUCAAGCAGAACUUCGAUGCCAAAGCCAAGUUCAGACAGGCCAUCGAGAUGGUCAAGUUGAAAAACAGAAUCGACAAGUUGAAGACCAUCCAGACCGACGACGACGACGACCCCAACGAAAUCAACUUGUUCAAGGACACCUCGUCCGUGGAGUCGUCCAAGCUGGACACUACUGCCUUGAGCUCGUGGAAGAAGUUCUCGGAUGCAUUGAACAACCUCGACCCCAAGGCCGACCCCAAGCACAAGUCUGACUUGGCUGGAAGCGCAUUUGUGCAGUUGGUGCACGCAGCUUCUGAAAACAAGGAAAGAGUGGCCAAUUAUAAGGAGGACAAGCCGGAGGCAAGCUGA
Molecule: messenger RNA, 1242 nt
Organism: Suhomyces tanzawaensis NRRL Y-17324
Lineage: Eukaryota; Fungi; Ascomycota; Pichiomycetes; Serinales; Debaryomycetaceae
Gene: CMK2
Product: calmodulin-dependent protein kinase
Exons: 1
Coding region: 1-1242 (413 amino acids)
Biological process (GO): protein phosphorylation; cellular response to oxidative stress
Molecular function (GO): ATP binding; calcium/calmodulin-dependent protein kinase activity
Source: RefSeq, a predicted model, not a curated record